Vicugna pacos (alpaca) is the source of this 3385-nucleotide messenger RNA. It is a transcript of the gene XKRX, whose product is annotated as XK related X-linked. The record is from RefSeq and is a predicted model, not a curated record. Gene Ontology annotation, cellular component: membrane. Lineage: Eukaryota; Metazoa; Chordata; Mammalia; Artiodactyla; Camelidae.
GAGGAGAGCUGUGACUCCCGGGUCCGGGAGUCGUGGUGAGAAGGACUUGCGAAGGUUGGCCUAAGCCCCUUUUUGUCGCGCUUCUAUGCACCGAGCAUCCUUCAUCUGCCCGCCCUGGAACUCGCAGGCUGGUUUUGUUUGGCCCCAGCUGUCUCCCAUUUCGCUCGCAGGCGCCUUCGUUGCCUUAGUUUCUGAAGCCACCGACAGUUGGAAUUGCGGGCCCGGCAGGACCCCGGCAGCAGACGGGCGCCCAAGUGUUUGGCGACAUCCGUCUGGCGGGGUUGGCGCCCGCACGUCGUGUUUUUCGCUAGCAAAGUUUCUCCUUGGAAAAGAAGCCCCUCCAGCUUUCUCUUCAUCCUGUAGCAGGCGCGCGCUCUGCUUCUCUCCCCGAGACUGCGCUUCCGGGACGGGGUUGUGGCUUUGCUCCAGCCCCUGGCCUGGCUGCCUUGGGGGCGGAGCUUGGAGAAUCCGAGGAGCCAGCGUGAGAACCUUCGACUCUGCGCGGGUCCGGAGAGAGCGCCGGCGCCGGCGAGCGGGCGAGCUAAUAGCCACAGCCUAGCGAUAGCUAGGGUACCUGGGCACUGAACUGAAUCCCUGAAGGGAUGCUUAGGCUGCUCCCCCUCUUCUGCCCUGGCUCAGUUCUCAGCUGACUGGAGAGGGCACACUGGUCAGGACUCCCCGAGAAGAGCUGCUGAGUGUCGGUGUCCCCUGACACAGUGGCUUUCCCUCUGGAUUCAGAUCCCUGGGGGUCUGCGAAAGCUGAAGCCGAAGCCGGAGUCGCCACAGAAACAGCUGUUCCCAUGGCUCUUUACAGUCCUGGAACUGGACUCCAGACUGGGCGCUAAAAUGCUUGCUUUUGCCUUGUCCAAGUUCUACAGCACGCAUCUUGACAAUUGGAAUCCAGGCCCAGUGGAGUCAAGUUCAAAGUGGCACUCAGGGCUCUCCAUCCCAGACUCCAGCAAGUCUAAUCUGAGACCAGAAGACAGUGGUCUCCUGCUCUAACUAGUAGAUCAACGUUGUGGAGUUGGACUUGACAGCUGUCCUCACCACUACUUGGACUGCAGUGGCUCCUGGAUUCUCUUGAGGGGAAUUGUGGCAGAGGUGCUCUGAAGACCAAACCACAACACUCAGAACCUCGACAAUGGACCAAGUUUUUGAAAUUCCUGAGGAGCCAAACGUGGAGCCAGUGUCCUCUCUGGAGGAAGAUGUCAUCCGUGGAACCAACCCCCGAUUUACCUUUCCAUUUGGCAUCCUCUUCUCCACUUUUUUGUACUGUGGGGAGGCAGCAUCUGCCUUGUACAUGGUUAGAAUCUAUCGGAAGAAUAGUGAAACCUACUGGAUGACAUACACCUUUUCCUUCUUUAUGUUUUCAUCCAUUAUGGUCCAGUUGACCCUCAUUUUUGUCCACAGAGAUCUGGCCAAAGACAAGCCACUCUCAUUGUUUAUGCAUCUAAUCCUCUUGGGACCUGUUAUUAGAUGUUUGGAGGCCAUGAUUAAGUACCUCACACUGUGGAAGAAAGAGGGGCAGGAGGAGCCCUAUGUCAGCCUCACCAGAAAGAAGAUGCUAAUAGAUGGCGAGGAGGUGCUGAUAGAAUGGGAAGUGGGCCACUCCAUCCGGACCCUGGCCAUGCACCGCAAUGCCUACAAACGUAUGUCACAGAUCCAAGCCUUCCUGGGCUCAGUGCCCCAGCUGACCUAUCAGCUCUAUGUGACCCUGAUCUCUGCAGAAGUCCCCCUGGGUAGAGCUGUGCUAAUGGUCUUUUCCCUGAUAUCUGUCACCUAUGGGGCUACCCUCUGCAAUAUGUUGGCUAUCCAGAUCAAGUACGAUGAAUACAAGAUUCGCCUGGGGCCACUAGAAGUCCUCUGCAUCACCAUUUGGCGGACAUUGGAGAUCACCUCCCGCCUUGUGAUUCUGGUGCUCUUCUCAGCCACCUUGAAAUUGAAGGCUGUGCCCUUCUUAUUGCUCAAUUUCCUGAUCAUCCUCUUUGAGCCCUGGGUUAAGUUCUGGAGGAGUGGGGCCCAGAUGCCCAAUAACAUUGAGAAAAACUUCAGCCGGGUCGGCACCCUGAUGGUGUUGAUUUCUGUUACUGUCCUCUACGCUGGCAUCAAUUUCUCUUGCUGGUCGGCUUUGCAGUUGAAGUUGGCAGACAGGGAGCUUGUUGAGAAAGGUCAGAACUGGGGACAUAUGGGCCUUCACUAUAGUGUGAGAUUGAUAGAGAAUGUGAUCAUGGUCUUAGUUUUUAAGUUCUUUGGCGUGAAAGUGUUACUGAAUUACUGUCAUUCCUUGAUUGCCUUGCAGCUCAUUAUUGCUUAUCUGAUUUCCAUUGGCUUUAUGCUCCUUUUCUUCCAGUACUUGCACCCAUUGCGCUCACUCUUCACCCACAAUGUAGUGGAUUACCUCCACUGUGUCUGCUGCCACCGACAUCCUCGGGGCAGGGUUGAGAACUCAGAGCCAUCUGUUGAUGCUGAAGAAAGGCAAAGCAUUGUCUGAUUCUGUCUUCUGGGUAUGUGGGAAUGGGUUGGGGAAACUGCCAAGAGCAACUGGGAAAUUGAAGGAGACUACUAGGCUCAUGGGUGAGGACCCACCAGGACAUUGUUUUGAGUUUUCUGGUAAUCCUAUCAGAAGAAAGAGCAGCCCCUAAAUAGAUUUGAUUUCCUUAAGAUUGACUGCUAUGUUUGGAUACCAAGGUAGCCACUGUAUACCUGAGAGGGUCAGAGAUAUCAUUCACAUCCCUCCCACCCAAGUCAGCUGUCUGACUGCCCUCUGGGAUGACUUACCUCCACACACCUAAGGUUCUCUGACCUUUAAGCUCUGCUCAUUUGCUUGAGCAUUACUGACCUUUCCAUAGGCUGAGCUGAAAGGCCCCAAAUCCCACCAGAAUAUACCUUGACUGAUCAGAGGGUGUGACUGCUUACUGGUUAUGGGUACCUCCCAGGAAACGGUCUGACUAAUGUGGAACCUGUAACUGUGAACGUGGCUGGGGUCUUUUAAUGCCAAUGAGAAACUCUGAUUAAGAGGAAAACCCCUACUAUUAAAAGAGCUGCUCCCCAAAUGAAUUAGUUCUCCAUUAGGAUUUUACUUGUGAUCAUUCAUCAAGGAUCUUACUUGUUAGUGGCCCUUCAAAGGCAUGCUCUGAGGAGGGAGUGCAGAGUAGGAUUCCUUAAAAGUAUAAACCAGAAUGACUCUUUAUCUCAGGGACCUGCAUGGGCCUCCAGCGUGUUGAGUGGAUUGGUUGAGUCAAAGCUUCAUGCCUCAUUAUCAGGGAUUUCCUCCAACCUGGCUUUUUCUGUGCUCUUUUACCAAAAUUGAUGUGGAUCUCAGAGAAGCUCAACUGUAAUUGAAAAUGUUUCUAAAUUGUGAAAGAAAUGAAGAUUGCUUUGUGUC